UUCAUCGUGUAUUUCCCAUCUUGGAUAUGCUAGAUCAUUUCUGAUUGGUCCCUUAAGGAUAUCCGGUUGAACUAUCAACAACGAUUUACAGAAUGGAACUGUUCCAUGCAAGGUUUCACUUGUGAGACUUGAGAAGAUAACUGAGCAAGAUGGGACGGCAUCCAUUUGGUACCAAGGCAUUCUGUCCUUUUAAAGGAUUGAAUGGUAGAUUUAACAUACACCUGUAUGUUAGCGAAGUGAUUGUCACGGAGGAAUAUUUUACCAUGUCCAUGUUUCAUGUUCAGUACAACUACAAUCCAAAUGUAAAGACACAUCUACAACUGGAGUGUGUUUCAUGGUACAUUUUAUAUGUUCCAAUAGUGGUGGAAGCAUAUAUAGUCCAAGACGUUGAUUACCGCUAUAAAAGCUUCGAACGCUUGUCCCUAGAUAUCUGUGAUGUGAACCGUUUGGUGAAGGCAGGAUUUUCUUGUACAGACCACAGAUCACCUAUCAUAGAGUGCACUGCCUGUGGAUUGCUGCUCAACCUCACUUCCCUUCAGGAAACUAAUCCAUAUGGGUAUCAUCUAAGGUGUUCACCAAACUGUGAAUUCUUUCAAGAGAACAGAUUGCAAAAUGGACAUCUCACAAUGACUAAUGGUGAAGAUACAUUUGCUCGUGAGAGAACCAACCGUUCUCUUCAGCCAUCUACACUGUUUAGAAUGGAGAAAACAGACAAUGCUACGAGUAGAAAUAACACAGAUGGGAUAAAAGCAAACCUAAAACGAGAGAAAGAUAGAAAGGUUCCUUUUCCGAAUGGUAACCCGUCCUUUGAGAUGAAAGGUGUUGAACAGAUAAGCCAUUUUAAUGGCAAUUUGCCGUCAAUGGAGUCACAAGGAGCUCAAGGUGGCGCUACGUCAAACACAACAUAUUCCCCACCACAUAUGUAUUUGACCGAACAGGACAGAAUAGCAUCCUUUCAGCACCAUUUGUGGCCAAAAGAGAACGUACAUCAGUUACCAAAAGAAUUGGCUGAAGCAGGUUUCUACUACACAGGAAAGGGAGACGAGGUCAAGUGUCACAUAUGUGAUGUGACUGUUAGCAAAUGGAAACCGUCCGAUGACCCAUGGAAAAAACACAGAAGUGUCUGUCAGUUUGUAACAACGAACGGACCACAAAAUGGCAUACAGGUAACAAAGGUGCUAUAUGGAGGAGGUGCUCAAUCAUCCACAGAUCUGACCAACAAUGGUUCAACUGAUCCACCUGUAUGGUGUGCUGUACCCAACAAUGAUAAUAUGAUAUCAAGAAAAGAAACUGUGAGAGAGAACGAGAAUAUAGCAGGUGCCCGGGGUGGUGAGGUUUCCUGCCCAAUACGUAGCUCAAGGUACACAGAGCAGAACGCACGCCGUGAAACCUACCUUCACUGGCCGCAUCGUGCUGAGGUUGACAUUGAUUAUCUAGUGAAAGCCGGGUUCUUUUACACAGGAGAGGAAGAUAUUGUAAGAUGUUUCUACUGUGAUAUCGGACUUGCGGAAUGGAAUCCAGAUGAUGACCCCUGGGUAGAACACGCCCGUCAUAGUCCGGAAUGCCCAUAUCUCAGGGACGAGAAGGGUCAAGAUUACAUCAAUAACAUUCAGACGCAGUGGGCACGGGUUAACAAGCUGGUUUAUCCCCGAUUUACACAAAGGGGAGCGAGAAGAAGAACAUUUGAAAACCUUCGUUGGCCAAGGGAUGAAAGAGUACAAACACCCGAACAGCUUGCAGUCGCAGGCUUCUUUUACACCGGAGUUGGGGAUUAUGUACAAUGCUUCUACUGUGGAGGGGGCCUGAGCUGUUGGGAACCCGAUGAUGACCCCUGGUUAGAACAUGCGCAUUGGUUCCCGUAUUGCAAGUUUGUACUGAAGAUGAAAGGGCGAACAUUUAUCCAAGUUUCUGAUGCUGCAAAUACUGCAGGCGAAGCACCUAUGCUACAACCUGCUGCAGGACUGACUUGUGAGGACGACAUACACCCGAAUGGAAACACGACUGAGUGGACCGAGGACGAGGAGGAAAUAUAUCAGCUAAGGCGGAUUUUUCUGUCGGUAUUAUUGGUGUGGACAUGGUUGGAUGAAAUAUUGAUGUACAUGACGACAUACCCCAGAUUGGGAACACGACUGAGUUGAUCGAGGAUGAAGAGAAAUAAAUCUGCGAGUAGCUGGCGUUUGAAAUUGUGUCCGUGUUCACAUAUUUGACGAAGGAGAUUGAAAGUUAAUUCAUCGGCUCCAGUCAAGGGUGUUCCAUUGACAAAGGUCGUCUUAAGCUUAAUUUGUGCUCGGAACGUCAUGAAAAGUUUUGACCUGACUAACAUCACAUCACUAUAUCAAUUUAAACAACUUGUAAGAAGAGCUGUAAGUGACAUCAUGUUACUAGACACAAGUAGAAUCUCUACCUAUGUCAACGCAGGUGAUAGAAAAUACAACAUCCUACUCUGCCAACAUAGAAAAUAUUCAAGUAACUUCGAGUUUAAUCUACACAGAAAUCAUCUUACUGUAUCACCAACUUGUAACCUGUGGUAAUGUCCAUGAAACAGUACAUCAUUAUUUUUUCAUUUUUAACAAUAUGAUGAACCACUUAAAACCCUCAUGGAUAGAUUAUUUGAUGUUAAUCACAAUUACUACACUCUGGAUGUACUUCUAUCUUGCUGUGGUGAUUGUGAUAAACAAACCAAUGUAAAUAUAUUUGAAUGUUCUGCCGAGUGUGUCAGAGCUACACAUAGAUUUCAACAUAUAUAAUACAUUAUAUAUUUCUGAUUUGAUAUUAUGGCUCUUAAAUAUGAAAACCAUCUGUUACGACUGUUAUUCAACAUAAUAAACAUUGUGUGUCAUCAUCCUUUCCUUUUCCUAUGGCCGCCUUUCCCCCUUUUGAUCUGAUAGGGAUACAUUUUGUAUGUUUUGUACGCUAUGUAUCAUUCAUCAUAAUUAUUGCAUAGUGUUGUUUUAUUUGAUAGAAUAAUUACUAAGCAAGGACAAUCUCAUAAUGGUAGACCAAUUAAAAACCUCAGUUUGCAUAUAUCUGUUUACUCUCAUUUUUGUAUUAGAUGUCGUAGUCAUUUGGAUUAAAUAACAGGCAAAGCCUAUAUAAAUUCUCUCCGUCAAAUGGCCAAAGUGGAAUAAACAAUGAGACAUAAUAU
This is a messenger RNA of Mizuhopecten yessoensis (Yesso scallop), 3145 nucleotides long. RefSeq lists its product as uncharacterized. Gene Ontology annotation, molecular function: ubiquitin protein ligase activity; cysteine-type endopeptidase inhibitor activity involved in apoptotic process. Gene Ontology annotation, cellular component: cytoplasm; nucleus. The record is from RefSeq and is a predicted model, not a curated record. Bases 150 to 2138 code for a protein of 662 amino acids. The transcript has 15 exons. Gene Ontology annotation, biological process: positive regulation of protein ubiquitination; regulation of cell cycle; negative regulation of apoptotic process. Lineage: Eukaryota; Metazoa; Mollusca; Bivalvia; Pectinida; Pectinidae.